This is a messenger RNA of Clupea harengus (Atlantic herring), 1360 nucleotides long. Its product is annotated as GTPase IMAP family member 4-like. The transcript is spliced from 3 exons. The record is from RefSeq and is a predicted model, not a curated record. The coding region runs from base 1 to 708 and encodes 235 amino acids. Lineage: Eukaryota; Metazoa; Chordata; Actinopteri; Clupeiformes; Clupeidae.
AUGGUUACAACUCCUAUGAGUGCCUCUGGAAACACCAUUCUGGGACGAGACUGCUUUGAAUCCAAGUUCAGUGCCAAGUCUAUGACGGUAGACUGUUCUAAAUCCAAAGCUAUGGUGGAUGGGCAACAGGUUGCUGUCAUUGACACCCCAGGCCUGUUUGACACCAGGUUUGGCAUGGUUAAAACAGCUAAAGAUAUUUGCCAGUGUAUCAGUUACGCUGCUCCUGGUCCCCAUGUUUUCCUGGUGGUCAUCAGGCUGGGGAGAUACACUGAAGAGGAAAUGGAGACGGUUCAAAAGAUUCAAGAAAUCUUUGGCCAGGCUGGAGACAGAUACAGCAUGGUUCUCUUUACUGGUGGUGAGACCCUUAAAAUGGAGGGAACCACUAUUGAGGAGUUCUUGUCUGGAUGCCCAGAGCUGCAGGAACUCGUGAACAGAUGUAACGGCGAGUACCAUGUCUUCAAUAAUAAGCUGAAGGAUCCCUCUCAGGUCACUGAGCUGCUCCAGAAGAUCAGAGAGUUAGUCCAGAAGAAUGGAGGAGGCUACUACACCAACGAGAUGUUCCAAGAGGCUGAGGGCCUCAUUGAAGAAGAGAAACAACGUAUCCUGAAAGAGAAAGAAGAGGAAAUACAAAAAGAAAAAGAGCAGCUGGAGAGGAAACUACAGGAAAAAUAUGAGAAAGAGAUGCAGAAAAUCCAGAAACAAUUCUAAGAAGAGAGAGAGAGGGAGAGGAAGGAGAGGAAGAGGGAGAAGCAGGAGAUGAAUGAGGAGAAAACAAGGGAAAGGGGAGAGAGAGAGUCUGAGAAAGAGAGAGAGAAAGAGGACAGAGAAAGGGAAAGGGUGGAGAGAGAGUCUGAGAAAAAGAGAGAGAAAGAGGAGAUGAUGAGCAUGAUGACUAAAUUAAAGGAACAGCAUGACAGAGAACUGACAGAUGAAAGAUCUAAGAUACAGAGCAUGUUUGAAAAUGCAGCCAGAGCUCAAGCUGAGGAUUCAAAUCCAUUUCAUCUUCUGAUGAAAGUUGUUGAAGCAAUAACUGAAAUACUGGCAAAGGCAAUUUUUGGCACGAUCAUAUAGGAGCAGGAUCAUAUAGGAGCAGGAUCAUAUAAAAUAUAAAGAUGAGAGACUACAGAACAUUAUCAUUAUCGUAGUUAAUGAUUUUAGUAGCUGAAGUAGUUAUACUGUGGGUCAGAGAGGCUAAGUCACUCAUGAUAGUAUAAUAUCACAUUCCCACCUAGUGUUGAAACAUGAUUUAAAAUAAAGUCUAAGGAGAUGUGUAGGUUUAAAAAAAAAAAAUUGUUAAGAUUUGAGUUUGUUUUAUUUUAAAUGACCAUUGUUGAUUUUCAUUUUUUAAAUUCUCUUUUAA